This is a messenger RNA of Gongylonema pulchrum, 390 nucleotides long. NCBI's taxonomy places the organism in Eukaryota, Metazoa, Nematoda, Chromadorea, Rhabditida, Gongylonematidae. The record is from the annotation of a GenBank genome assembly.
AUGGGUGUUCCUCGGCAGCAAGAAGUUCGCAUUCACAAUCCAACAGCAUCAACAACGGUGAAUCCUGGCGACGCAACCACAUUUAGUGUUGUUUUUUUGCCCCGACAGGAGGGCACGAUUGAAAAUGUCCUCUUCGUUCAUUCAUCUUUGGGCACAUUCACUUAUUCGGUGAGGGGGAAAGGAACGGGUAGCGCCUAUCGAAUACGUCCAUUAGUUGGUGGAAAAUUACCGGUGAAUGGUACACUGAUAUCACCGGUGCAGUUGCACAAUCCACAUCCAACAACAUUGCGUGUCACCGAAAUCUACACCAGUGGUGGUGAUUUGCACCUGGAAUUACCGCAAAUCGGAUCCCAAACACAACAUUCUGCCACUUUAUGGGUAAGUUUGUGA